Myxocyprinus asiaticus (Chinese sucker) is the source of this 1695-nucleotide messenger RNA. RefSeq lists its product as uncharacterized. Gene Ontology annotation, biological process: fatty acid beta-oxidation. Gene Ontology annotation, cellular component: mitochondrion. The transcript is spliced from 6 exons. Lineage: Eukaryota; Metazoa; Chordata; Actinopteri; Cypriniformes; Catostomidae. The coding region runs from base 136 to 867 and encodes 243 amino acids. Gene Ontology annotation, molecular function: 2,4-dienoyl-CoA reductase (NADPH) activity. The record is from RefSeq and is a predicted model, not a curated record.
CAUUCUAAGGAGGGCGGGGCUUUGGGCGUGGCUUUCCUUUUGCGUUUUGAUUUAAAUAUCUUCAGCAGCCAGAUAUAUUAAUCCCAUAAACCAUAAUCAAUCUCAGACGUCUGCACUGCUGCUGUUGUGUGCGCGAUGUCAAACGGGGACAGGGUGGUUUUGGCGCUUGGCGGGGCAGGAACUGUGGGCUCCGGGAUAGUGAAAGCGCUCCUGGAUAGAGGUUUCAAGGUUGCUGUGAUCUCCAGAGACAGCAGCAAGUUGGAGAAACUCAAGGGGUUUGUUUCACCCAACACAAAAAUUAACCUGACCACUUUAGUGGGCAAUGUUGGCUCAGAGGAAGGAGUUGAAGAGGUGAAAAAGGCCUUGCUUAAGUCUGUGGGGAAGAUCACAGAUGUGGUGUCCUCUCUGGGGUUCAGCUGGUGGCAGGGAGGUCCACCACACACCCAGCCCCUCAAAGAACUGAACUGGGUUUUUGAGACUCUGCUGUUUAGCACCUUUGUGUCUUGGAAAGCAUUCUUUCCCCUGGUGAGAGAGGAUCCUAACUGCACCUACACAUUCAUCACAGGAGGUGCUGGAGAUAAAAUACUAAUGCCUGGCACAGGGUUCCUGACCAUAGGGUCAGCUAGUGCUCUGGCUUUCUGUCAGGUUCUGCGUGAAGAGUACCCAGAGGUGCCAUGCAAACUCAACCAGGUGAAAAUUAAUACAGGUGUGGCGGCCCCAGACCGAAUGGCCCCUGGAUAUCUGAAUCAUUUGGAUUUAGGCGAGGCUGUGGCUGUUCUGGUGGAGCGCCGGAACACGUCUCACACCGUCUUCCCUGUGAGCUCUCCUGCUGACCUAAAAACUGUUAUCUUGGAGGGCAAUUUGUAAGCACAAUAAAACAAACCCAAAAGUACAUCAUCGGAUUUUACUCUGUAUUCACUUUUUCCUGUCGUCAGUAUGCAUGUAUUGUUUUAUUGCAUGUCAACAAAACAUUUCUGUAUUGAGAAUUCCAAGCGUUGAAAUAUUCAUUGUGCUUAAAACAAAUCAACCUAAUCUCCAACGGAGUGGUACAGAUGUUUGGAGCAUCUAAUCUAAAUGACUGGAGAAAAAUGUGUGAGAACAGGAUGUGAAAACUUGUACUUUUCCUUUGUUAAAGAGAGAAAGGGAAAAUAUUUGGCAGGUUUUUGGCACACUUGCAGCCCCUUAACGUUACUCCCUGCCCUGUUUCACCCAAAACUUAUCUGGCUGCUACUUACACAGCUCCAAUUAUUCCCAGCCGUUUGACCCAUAAUAAACAGCGUGUGGGGGGUAAGGGGUUAAAAAAUAACUGGCACCCAAAAAAGGAGAGAGAAUGGAGGGCAUUGUUAUCUUUGUUUGCUUUUAUUAUCAAAUUUGCAUAAACGCUUUAUUGACAUGAAUGUAAAUUUGGCAAUAAAAGAAUCUGGAUUCAGUGAAGUGUUUAACUGGCAGAAAUAUUAUUGGGGGUUGAGAAUGCUUUGUCAGCUUGUCGGCUAUGCAUUUGCUUUGUGCCGGCUUAUUUAACCUGAAUUACAGUAUCUACAGAUAAAAAUAUGUGUCACUGUCCUAAUGCAACCUAAACAUGGUCUCCUUUGUUACUCUGUAAGUGCCUGAGAGAAGACUGAAUUCAAAAUAUGAUGCAUUUGAAUUGUGUGUCAGAGAAAAUUCAAAUAAUGAUAAUAAAAAAAGCAAACUCCU